This is a messenger RNA of Aspergillus chevalieri, 3459 nucleotides long. It is a transcript of the gene mph1, whose product is annotated as 3'-5' DNA helicase. Bases 1 to 3459 code for a protein of 1152 amino acids. The record is from RefSeq and is a predicted model, not a curated record. The transcript has a single exon. Gene Ontology annotation, molecular function: four-way junction DNA binding; ATP binding; 3'-5' DNA helicase activity. Gene Ontology annotation, biological process: double-strand break repair via synthesis-dependent strand annealing; replication fork reversal; interstrand cross-link repair. Lineage: Eukaryota; Fungi; Ascomycota; Eurotiomycetes; Eurotiales; Aspergillaceae.
AUGUCAGACCUGGAUGAUGAUUACAACGAUUACUUCAAUGAAUAUGAUUUUCUAGCCGCUGAAGCUUCCGAAGCAAGCGCAGAAUCGAACGAAAACAUUCCCCGAGCGACGAAGCGACGUCGUUUGGAAGAACCUGACGAACAUGGUGAAGAUGGAGAAAGCGUAGGAUCACAGACUGAUUCCUUUCGUGCCUCUGAAGAUGGCGACAAUGACAAAUAUGCUUCAGAUUCGUUCAUAGAUGACGAUGAGGUCCGCUCACCUAGUGGAAAAUUAUACGGGGAAUUUGACGGGGAGUCGAGGAGCAAGUUAAAGGCCUUCUAUCCGAAACACAGUGCCAUGCAAGAGGAUAUCUUUGUUACACAGUUGACCCAACCUCCCUCGCCGCCUGAACGGAUCCGUGGACCUCGUUGGAAGAAACCUGAUCCAGAGCCUCUCACGCCGAAGCCUCCUACGACUACACCUAUUCCAUCAGUACGCGAUCCACAGAGCGGCAGCAGCGGCGGUAGCAAUGGUGGACCAGUACGGGAUGAAGGACUAGGAGGUGAUAAUGAAUUCUCUGACGAUGAAGGAUUGAAUGCCGCCAUUGCGGCAUCGCUUGAAUCCUUCGAGGAGGAAAAUUCUCGGGCAGCCACAUGUUCAUUUUCACAUGAGCCACCGCAACCGCGACAAGAAGCGGCUGCUGCUUCCAGUUAUCAAAAUAGCAACAAAAACAAUGUUUUAACUGACUCGUUUCUUGACGAUAUACCGGAUGAUGCGUUUGACUCGGAGCCGUCUCUAUCUCCCCCACCCAGAACGAAUACUCAAGCGGCACAGCGAACUCAGACAUGGCCAAACAUGGGCCGUCCUUCAAAUGGGCCUACCGGCCUUCGUCAAACAACACUAUUUGGCAUGGUUGCUCGGAAUGCGGAGAAAUCGGCACCUAGAGGUGAACAGAAUAUCUCUCCACCUGACAAGGAAGAGCCUCCCACUCAUCACAAACUGGACAACGACGCCACUGCUACAUGGGUCUACCCUAUGAAUUUGGGAAAUACAAGAGAUUACCAGUUCAAUAUAACUCAAAGUGGCCUCUUCCACAAUUUGCUAGUGGCGCUGCCGACAGGUUUGGGAAAGACAUUCAUAGCGGCAACUAUCAUGCUGAAUUGGUUUCGCUGGACAAAGAGUGCCCAAAUCGUUUUCGUGGCGCCUACAAAGCCCCUCGUUGCCCAGCAGAUUUCUGCAUGUUUUGGUGUCGCUGGUAUUCCGCGAUCACAGACCACAAUGCUUACCGGAGAAGCAGCGCCGGGGAUACGAUCUGAGGAAUGGAAGACGAAGCGCGUAUUUUUCAUGACUCCGCAGACUCUGGUUAACGACCUCAAAACUGGCAUUGCCGACCCCAAGCGUAUUGUUCUACUAGUUGUCGACGAAGCUCACCGCGCAACUGGUGGAUACGCGUAUGUGGAAGUAGUUAGCUUUCUUCGACGAUUCAACAAAAGUUUCCGGGUUCUUGCUCUGACUGCUACUCCCGGCUCUACAGUGGAAUCUGUUCAAGCAGUUAUUGAUGGACUAGAUAUUGCACGUGUCGAGAUACGUACCGAACAAUCUCUCGACAUUCGAGAGUACGUUCAUUCCAAAGACAUUGAGACUCAAACGUUCGAAAAUUCCGAAGAGAUGGUCCUCUGUAUGGACCUAUUCUCUCGAGCAUUGCAACCUCUUGUGGACCAGCUGCGCACCCUCAACGCCUACUGGGGACGAGAUCCCAUGAUGCUGACUGCGUUCGGCUUGACCAAAGCGAGGCAACAAUGGAUGGCCUCAGAUGCUGGAAGAAACGCAAACAUGGGAUUAAAAGCCAAAACUAACGCCAUAUUCACAGUUCUUGCGAGUUUGGCUCAUGCCAUUGAUCUGCUCAAGUAUCAUGGGAUUACCCCUUUCUACCGCCAUUUGUUGCAUUUUCAGUCCAGCGUUGAUGGGAAAAAGGGUGGAAAGUACCAACGCCAGGUUGUCCAGGAUGAUCAUUACAAGAAAUUGAUGAACCAUCUUGAUCCGUGGGUUAAGAAUCCCGAAUUCAUUGGACACCCUAAGCUCGAAUACCUCAAACAGGUGAUCUUGAACCACUUCAUGGACGCUGGUGAGGGUGGCGAAGGAUCAAGUCAGUCGGCGACAAAAGUUAUGAUAUUCGUGCACUUUCGGGAUAGCGCCGAAGAAGUCACAAGAGUGUUGAAACGGUACGAGCCUAUGAUUCGGCCACAUAUCUUCGUCGGGCAGAGUAGUGCCAAGGGCUCAGAUGGGAUGAACCAGAAAACCCAACUGGGUGUCGUCGAGAAGUUCAAAAAGGGCACCUAUAACACCAUGGUAGCUACGUCAAUCGGUGAAGAAGGUCUGGAUAUUGGUGAAGUCGACCUCAUUGUGUGCUAUGACUCCUCGGCUUCGCCAAUCCGUAUGCUCCAACGAAUGGGGCGGACUGGUCGUAAAAGGUCCGGAAACAUUGUCUUGCUCCUGAUGCAAGGCAAAGAGGAGGAAUCCUACAUUAGGGCCAAAGACAAUUACGAGAAGAUGCAGCAAAUGAUAGCCAGCGGCACCCGGUUCACUUUCCAUGAUGAUGCAUCCCCUCGCAUUCUUCCGGCAGACGUGAAACCUGUACCUGACAAAAGACAAAUCGAUAUACCGGACGAGAACGCGCAGCAAGAUUUGCCUGAGCCGAAAAAAGGAAAAGGACGAGCUCCGAAAAGACCACCAAAGAAAUUCCACAUGCCAGAUGAUGUUGAAACAGGCUUCACCAAGGCAUCUCGCCUCACCGGAGAUAGAAAAAGCAAGGCGGGUGACAAGAGUAAGAGGCGUGUUCGAACACCAACUCCCGAGCCCGUUGAGUUGCCUGCGCUUGAUGAAGUGCUGCUUACUUCACCGCAGCAACGAGAACUUGAACACCGGUAUCAGAAUAUAGGGGGCACCAGUCCGCAGUUUAUUCGUUAUCCGAGAAAUGAUGCCUUCCCUCGCUUGCAACAUGUUUUAAGGCCUACGAAAUCGGUGAGACACGGGAAAGUGACUCGCCGUAUGAUCGGUACACUGCGAAAUAUGGCCAAUGUGAAUGCUGACUGCGAAAAGCGUUUCAAGCAUAUCCUAUCUCUUGUACCUAAACCGCCUCCAAAGCGUUCGUCUUUUGUCGGCCAAGCACCCCGGCAGAAGCAGAGCGAUGAACAGCCGACGAAUCAUUCUAAGGGACUCAAACCUCUUCAUUCAAAUCUAAAACCAAAUCAACUGCCUGUCGAGUUCAAUGGGGAAUCGGAUCUCGAUGACGAACCACCUUCUCCCGAUGUGUUGUCUUCCCUGGGAGACCGUCAAGAGCCACCUAAAGCCUCACAGGUCAGCGACCUGGAUGGUAAUUAUGACCUUCCGGACCUCAAGACACUUUUUGAGCAGGCGGACGCAGACAGUCAGCCCACGCAUAAGCGACGUAGAGUCGUGGAUGAUGAGUGUGAUGAAUAA